This is a messenger RNA of Artibeus jamaicensis (Jamaican fruit-eating bat), 355 nucleotides long. RefSeq names its product 40S ribosomal protein S25-like. Bases 1 to 336 code for a protein of 111 amino acids. The record is from RefSeq and is a predicted model, not a curated record. Gene Ontology annotation, cellular component: cytosolic small ribosomal subunit. Gene Ontology annotation, molecular function: structural constituent of ribosome. NCBI's taxonomy places the organism in Eukaryota, Metazoa, Chordata, Mammalia, Chiroptera, Phyllostomidae. The transcript has a single exon.
AUGCCGCCCAAGGAUGGCAAGAAGAAGAAAGAUGCUGGGAAGUCUGCCAAGAAAGACAAAGACCCAGUGAAUAAAUGUGGGGACAAGCUCAAUAACAUAGUCUUGUUUGACAAAGCAAUAAAUGAUAAACUGUGUAAGGAAGUUUCCAAUCACAAGCUUAUAACCCCAGCUGUUGUCUCUGAGCGACUGAAGAUCCGCAGUCCCUUGGCCACAGCAGCCCUUCAGGAGCUCCUUAGUAAAGGACUUAUUAAACUAGUUUUAAAGCACAGAGCACAAGUAAUUUACACCACAAACACCAAAGGUGGGGAUGCCCCAGCUGUUGGUGAAGAUGCAUGAACAGGUCCCACCACCUAUA